AUGAUCAGCAUUUUCUUGGCAUUUUUUCUCAUUACUGGCGUUGUGGUUCUGGUUUACGAGGGUCAAAUACCACCAAAGGAAGACAAAAGCCACACAGAAUGCGGCGCUAGCUUGGCUGAUUUUGAGGCCAACGGAUGUGAAUUUGAUGUAUUGAGCUACGCAUGGAUGCCAACUCGUUGCAAGGAUACCGCGACUUCCGAUGAAUUUCGGUCAUGGCUCUCAGACCCGCUAAGGCAUUUGGGCCCGUGGCCAUUCUUCACAGAGAUGUCGGAAGGCUCAUCACUUGCGAGAAAUCGGAUUCCCAGUGAAGAGGAUUUUGGCAAUCGUUGGGAAAUGCAAGUCUGGUCUUCUGUAGAGGAGCACCUCGCCCACUGCAUGUUCUUGUUUCUUCAUGUCUCACGUGUUGCGUUUGGUGAAGCGCCACGUCGGGCUAUAGAUACCUACGGUCAUGCCGAACAUUGCUUCCAUGCAAUAUGGAAAGGGCUCAACGGCACAUGGAACAUGAAAGAAGAUAAGAUAGCCAAUCAGGCAAUAGAGAUUGAAGUGACUAGCUGUUGA
Bipolaris zeicola 26-R-13 is the source of this 558-nucleotide messenger RNA. RefSeq lists its product as uncharacterized. The transcript has a single exon. Bases 1 to 558 code for a protein of 185 amino acids. The record is from RefSeq and is a predicted model, not a curated record. NCBI's taxonomy places the organism in Eukaryota, Fungi, Ascomycota, Dothideomycetes, Pleosporales, Pleosporaceae.